AUGCUCUACUGCAAUAUAUGGAGAACUUUGGAUGGAAAAACCUAAAAUCUGGUGCCUGGCAGCUUUGUUCUCUAUUCAAGACAAACGUGUCAAAUGCUGACAAAAUCCAGUGCACGUUGCAGAGAGCCAGAUGCGAGUACUCAGAAGGGGAAUUUUUAGGAGGGAUCUACCAGAAGUGCUGGAAGUGUUGCAGCACUUUACACAGAGACAACUCGGAUCUUUCCUCAUAUAGCCAGAGUUUUGAAACCUUGUCACCCUCCUCACCAUCAGUAGUACUGGUCCCCACUUGUUGUCAUUACUGUUUCCCAUACUUCCACAAUGAUUCAUCAGGGCUCUAAUGCCCUGCUCCGCUCUCCUUGUGGCUCCCAGGGGGAGGACAGGCCUUCAGGGAAAGCCGGUUCAGCCCAUCCCCAAGGGGAAAACGGCAGGGCUGGGCCCAGCCUUGACACAAGCAGCCAGCCCUUGCCCAACCACUCUCUCUCUCUCCAUAAGGCUCCGGAGAAAAGAAAGCAGAAAAAGAUUAAUAUAGACGAAGCUGAAGAGUUCUUCGACCUCAUAUCCAAAGCUCAGAGCAACCGAGCAGACGACCAGCGAGGCCUGCUAAACAAAAACGACCUGCAGCUCCCAGACUUUCUGCGCCUGUCGCCAGUGGCAACAAACCAGACUCCACCUGCUCCCCACAACUCUGAACCAAGUUGCUCCACCCCUAAUUCUCAUCACUCCAACAACGGCAGCUUCCCUCGGAGCGGUCACCGGGGCAAUAAGGCAAAUGGCGGAGACAGGGGAGGAGGAGGAGGCGGCACCCACUUGCUUAAUGCAAGCCAUCAGUCCCAGAGCUUGGACUCUGGAAUGGGCACUGAGAGUGGAAGAGGGGAGAGAAGCAGACCACCUCCUCCAUUUCCUGGCACAGUCUCCCCCAUCCACCCAAGUCAGGGAGCCCAGCGAGGUCUCCUCCAGGACUCUGGCAGGGGAGAAUCAGUCCAGAUGCUGGAGGAGGACACUCUUUCCGAUCUGACUCUAGUGGGCGAGGGGGACAUUAACAGCCCCAGCCUCAACUACGUCACUCCCUCUUCCCUUCCCAGCAAACCCCACCCCCGUCCCAAAUCACAAGCACAGGAUGGUCGGCCUAGCUCAGGUACACCCCCAGUGUGAACUCUUUAAACUUUAAAGUUUCACCUCCUUUUUUUUCUUUCACCUGACUGUAAGCGGGACUGGAGUCCUGCCGGAGUCAGUA
Molecule: messenger RNA, 1234 nt
Organism: Neolamprologus brichardi
Lineage: Eukaryota; Metazoa; Chordata; Actinopteri; Cichliformes; Cichlidae
Source: RefSeq, a predicted model, not a curated record